GCUGUACGACACAUAGAGGCAACAGGCUGAGCGGGGCGCAGACGGAACAUCACUACGACUGGAUAACAAAAACAAACCAGCUGUGGGCCACUUACGCAGCUUUCUUCCACAUGAAAUACUUUUUAGAGUAGUUGUGAAAAAAAUCAUUGUUCAUUUACAUUUUUUGCUGGGCUUGGGAUGUGACUUUCAGUGAGCCCAGGCGGAGCUGUUUUACCCGGACAGAUUUAUCUUGUGUUCGCUUUCUUUUCAUCCGUGAAGUUGUUACUUUUGAGGGGCGACAGGUUUGUCACAUUUACAUGACUCUGUAACACUUUGCUCCAUCACCUUUCAACCAUGGCGGAAGCGGCCCAGCAGCCACACCUGGUGGAAAUCGACCCGGAUUUUGAGCCCCUGUCGCGGCCCCGGUCGUGCACUUGGCCCUUGCCCCGACCGGAGUUCAUCAACCCGGGCGAUUCCAACACGUCCUCGCCGGUGCCGUCUGUGAAGCAGGAACCCACCGGCAACGCCGAGUUCAUCAACAAUCUCAGCCUGCUGGAAGAGACUGAAGACUUCACGGAGCAGAAGCCUGUCAUCCUGUGCACUGAUUUCCAGUGUCGGGACAACUGCGUCCACCAGCAACCUCCACAGCAGCAGCAGCAGCAGCAGCAACAUCAGCAACAACAUCAGCAGCAACAUCAGCAGCAUCAGCAGCACCCGAACCCGCAACUCCCUCAUCAGCAGCAGCAGCAGCAGCAGGUGCCUCUGCUCUCCUCCCCGGUCGGCACGUCGUCCUCGGCGGCCGCCGCGGCAGCUGCCGCUGCUGCCCAGAGGAAGAGCAGCUCCUCCCGUCGAAACGCAUGGGGGAAUAUGUCAUAUGCAGACCUCAUAACCAAAGCUAUCGAAAGUUCUCCUGAGAACCGACUAACUCUGUCUCAGAUUUAUGACUGGAUGGUGAAGAGUGUGCCUUAUUUCAAGGACAAAGGAGACAGCAACAGCUCUGCAGGCUGGAAGAACUCCAUCAGACACAACCUGUCGCUGCACAGCCGCUUUGUUCGUGUCCAGAAUGAGGGGACGGGGAAGAGCUCGUGGUGGAUGCUAAACCCAGAGGGUGGAAAGAGCGGCAAGUCUCCACGUCGCAGGGCGGCCUCCAUGGACAACAACAGCAAGUUAACCAAGAGCAGAGGAAGAGCAGCUAAGAAAAAGCUGUCCCUGCAGGGCGGCCCUGACGGAGGCGCCGACAGCCCAGGCUCUUACUCCAAAUGGCCUGGCAGCCCCAACUCUCACAGCAACGACGACUUCGAUGCAUGGAACAGCUUCAGACCUCGAACCAGCUCCAACGCUAGCACUCUGAGCGGACGCCUCUCACCCUUUAUGCCUGAGGAUGACCUUGCGGAGGCAGACGUACACAUGGGCUACCCUGGAGCCCCAGGGGCCAAGAUGACAGCCACACUGCCCAGCCUCACAGAAAUGACGGGCUCUUUGGGACACAGUUCUGAGAAUGUCAUGGAGAACCUUCUGGACAACCUGAACUUGCUCUCACCCAACAACUCUCAGGUCGGAGGAGGGGCAACGACCCCUGGUUCCUCCCAGUCCUCCCCCUCCUCUAUGAUGCAGCCGAGCCCUGGGUACUCUGCUUACAACUCUCCCAGCAUGGCUUCCCAGCCCCAGCAGGAGUAUCGCAAGUGUGCGUAUGGCCAAGUGGGCAUGAAUAGCCUGUCGUCCAUGCCACUGCAGACACUUCCAGAGAGCAAGCCGACCUUCGGGCCCGGUAUGGGUCAGUACAGCUGCCCUGGGCUUCUGAAGGAGCUGCUGACGUCAGAUACAGACCAGCAUGGAGAGCUCAUGCCGUCAGUAGACACUGUGGUGUCUCAGUCCAGCGGAGGCUGCAUGCUGCCACCCUACAGCAGCAGCCAGCACGCAGCCAAACUAAUGGGAGGAGGGAAUGGUCACCCGCACAAUCUCUCUCACACUCACCCCCAUAAUGUGCACAGCCAAGCCCCAGCCACAUCACCGGCUAUGAAUGGCCGCUUGCUCAUGUCCCUUAGCCACAGCGGGGGCAAUAUGCGUUUGCCUACAACCAAAAGCCCCAUGCAGAUGCCUUAUGGCCUCUCGAGCCACCUCAGCGCUGGAGGCAUGCCUGGUGGCUUCUGUCCUCUCAACACCAACGGAUACGGUCGACCAGGUCUGCCACCACCUUCGCACCCGGAGAAGCUGCCCAGCGACCUGGAUGACAUGUCUAUUGAGAAGUUUGAGUUUGACAUGGAGACUGUCCUCCAUGAGACUCUGAUGGACGGGGACUCACUGGACUUCAACUUUGAGCCAAUGGUGACCCAGCAAGGUUUCUCCCAUGGGGUGAAGACCACCACACAUAGCUGGGUGUCAGGGUAGAGACUGUAGUGCGAAAAAAAAAAAAAGUUCUGCUCAACUGACUUCUUGUUGUUGCCGUUUGGUAAAAGACACAAUCAGAACUCA
This is a messenger RNA of Scomber scombrus (Atlantic mackerel), 2451 nucleotides long. It is a transcript of the gene foxo1a, whose product is annotated as forkhead box O1 a. Lineage: Eukaryota; Metazoa; Chordata; Actinopteri; Scombriformes; Scombridae. Gene Ontology annotation, biological process: regulation of transcription by RNA polymerase II. The record is from RefSeq and is a predicted model, not a curated record. The transcript is spliced from 3 exons. Gene Ontology annotation, cellular component: nucleus. The coding region runs from base 334 to 2367 and encodes 677 amino acids. Gene Ontology annotation, molecular function: DNA-binding transcription factor activity, RNA polymerase II-specific; RNA polymerase II cis-regulatory region sequence-specific DNA binding.